This is a messenger RNA of Teleopsis dalmanni, 6561 nucleotides long. RefSeq names its product baculoviral IAP repeat-containing protein 6-like. The record is from RefSeq and is a predicted model, not a curated record. Gene Ontology annotation, molecular function: protein binding. Bases 493 to 6561 code for a protein of 2022 amino acids. The transcript has 15 exons. Lineage: Eukaryota; Metazoa; Arthropoda; Insecta; Diptera; Diopsidae.
AAGUUUUAUCGGGUAAAAAAUUUAUGAAUAUUCUUUUGAUUUCUAUGAAAUCGUAAUAUCAAUCAGAAAAUUUCUUUUCUAUUGAAGUGUACAUUGGAAACAAGUUCAUUUGAGAAACUAAUAUUAAAUAAAAAUUUUUUAAUUUGUGUGUACUGUAUAACAUUUUGUGAUUGGCAGCUCGUGUGAGUUUCUAGAAUUUAUUAAGCGUACAACGGGCACACCGAUUGCCAAUUGAAUUGCCCCAAAAGCAACUCUGCUUAGUACAUUGCUGCUGUCAGAUUUCUGUGUCGUUCUCACAUUAUAUCUGAGAUAGCAGUAAUUGGGUACGAAUCUGAUGGCGAUCGCGAAGUAAAGACGUUUCUACGGAAUUAUAUUAAUAAUUAUUAGUGAUUUCGGGAUUUUUAAUAAAGAACAUACAUUUUUGCGUAAUUAGUGAAUAAGUUCGGUAUAAAAUAAGUACGAAAAUUAAAGGUAAUAUAAGCGCGCUGACCAAUGGCUAACGACCCGGACAAGAUUUUCAAGCAAGAUGGCUACUUGACUGUGAAUUUGGGCAGUGGUAUUUCAUCACUGAAUGAGUGUCAAGUGGAGGCCAGUAACAUUGUCUAUCAUCCGAACUUGAACGUUAUUCUUGUUUUCGAUAACGCGAAUGAGCUAAAAAUUCUUGAUGUGCAUUCUGGAACAAUUUUGCAAACAUAUUCGCUUGUUGGUUCAGAUGGAGACAAAAAUAUCUAUGGUCGAUAUAUGUCUCUGCAAGAUAAGAUUUUAAUUUGGGAUGGACAACACCUAGGAUUUCGUGGCGAUUAUAAUGGCGUAUUACUCUUCGACACAAUAUUGCAAUCGCCUAUUCUACAGAAUGAUGAAAUUAUCAAAUUGGAAUUAUUGCUAUCAGAGGCAAUGACAUUCCAGAAGUGUCUCAAGGAACUUGAGCAGGAGGACUUUGAAUGUUCUGCUGAUGUCACAAAUGAGUUAAAAGAUAAAAUAGAGAGAGCACAAGCAAAUUCAAAAAAGGGCAUCAAAGCACAACGUUGGAAUACUGUAUGUUUAGAGCUACCAUAUUCCAGUAUAAAGUUGGUUGCCAAUAAUUUAGUUUUGUUAUUAAAACGAUUGGAGCGACAUAUACCCGCAUUACCGGUAGCUUCAGCGAUUAAUGAAAGACUCACCGAUCUUCUUACCGGUUGUCGUUUACCUGAGUUAAGUUGGCAAUGCACAAAUUUGCAACGUACUCUGAUGCAUUCAGAGGCUGUACGACGACAGACAUUUGAGAAAUGGCCACAUAUGGAUUACAAAUGGGCACUACCUGACCAAAUGGCACAGGCUGGGUUUUAUCAUCAGCCUUCGCCUACUGGUGAAGAUCGUGCGAUGUGUUUUACCUGCAAUGUUUGCUUAGUCUGUUGGGAAAAGUCUGAUGAACCAUGGGGUGAACAUGAACGCCAUUCGCCUACUUGCCCAUUUGUUAAAGGAGAGUAUACUCAGAAUGUGCCAUUAAGCGUUACUUAUGCUACAUAUCCAGCUGCUACUGUCGGUGGUAUUGGUUUCGAUGUGAUUUCAAAUAGCGAAUAUGCAAAUGUACUUUGUACUAGCUGUAAACAAUCCGGUGAGAUAUCUGUCUGGAGUAUAGAACGACAUUUGAAACUCAUGCACACAUUCAAUAUUGCCGUAAUAAUGAAAGAUGUAUGUGAUGAAAGUUAUGAGUGGGCAAAUGUUACAGCGAUAUGUGUACUACCAAAUGCAUGCGCGCAACGUAAAAUUAAUGCUAUGCAUGCCACACAAAUUAGUAACAAUGGAGUUGCGAGCACACCUGGUGCACAACAAUGUAUAUCUUCAUCAUCUUUGAGAGUGGGCGUUGUUGGAUCUAAAAUUGUACUAGGCAUAAGUAUUCAAAAAAGCACGGGCGAGCAUGCCUUGCGUAUGGUUGUUCUCAAUAUUGUAGAAUGUGAUCGAAUAAAUGAGAAUACUGAAGGAAGUAGUACAAGUAGUGUGGCCGUUAGUCAACCGAAAACAUCAAACACAAGCAGUGACGGAGAUGACACUGUUAACGAACAAUUACCACUCAAAUAUGAACAACAAGACGAUGACAGCAAAACAGUUAGCGCUAAUUUUGAAAAGUAUGCGGAUGGUUUCGAUAGCAAUGGGUUUGUUUCUGCCCUUAGUAUUAUGAAUACCGAUGGAACUGAAGAUAAGUCGAAUGCAAUGGCCUUGACUGAUUUGAUUAAUACUGAGUUAUCACAUAUGCAAACGGAUUUGAUAAUUGUAAAUCCAUUUGAUGCUAAAAUGAAUACAGGACCUUCAAUAGAUAUGGAUAUGGACGCAAAUUAUUUUAAAGAAAAUUUAUUAGCUGCCGCUCAAAUGAAGAAAAAUCAGAAUAUCACAAUGAAUGGCUACAUGAAUAACAACAAUAAUGUUAGUACCAUUUCAAAAGCUCCACCGUGUGAGGACAUUGAAUGCGUAUUUGAGAGUUGCACAAGCGUUAAACGUAUGAACACUUUUAGUGAUGAUUUCGAAAAUGAAAUCGUUGAAAUAAGUGAAAUCUUACCAAUAAAUAGUGAUUGCAAUCAACUACUGGUUAAAUUGCAAAAAACUAAACUUCCUUCCAAAGUAGAACAAAAACUUAUAAUGGCAACAACAGAGGAUGUAGAAUAUGAGCAGUUAGUUGAUUCUUCCGAUUUUAAUGGUAACGAUUUAGUUGCUCAAUUGUUGUUAUUCGAUUAUGUUGAUGGUGUAAUAUCGAAUGAAUAUACGUUAGCAGUCACAUUUAAUCGGAAAAAGCAACCAAAACAGCUUUGCAUAUUACCUAAUUUCCAACUUGUCGUGGAAAAUGAGGAAACAAACUCCGAAGUUGGAAGAAAGGUGCAGUAUGGAGCAUUAUGCGUGGUUUGUAAUGAUGGUACAAUUAAAGUUUAUUCAUUAACGGAUUUUAAACAUAUUACUGAUAUACAAGUCAAUGGAGAAGCUUUUACUUCUAUUGCUUAUUGUCGUACACUAGAUCGUUUAUGUGGUUGCACAAGUAAGGGCUCGCUUAUUUUUUAUUCUUUUAACGAUGCAGAUAAUGAAUCUGGAGAUGAAAUGCUUGAAAUGGAUGAUGAGUCAAAUGUUUGUGUUAAAUCCACUAAUAAUUUAGAAAUAACGGUGACAGAUGGUGGAAAUGAAAACGUUACCAACACAUCUAAUAUUGACAUUAAUGACUUAGCAGUUUAUAAGAAUGGACUUAAUUCUGGUAAAUUACCAUUACCAUGUAUACCGCAAGGAGUAUUAGGAGUUGACUGCAGUGCAACAAAUAUUUUGACUCUAACACAUCAGUCUCCAUCUCCUACGCCACUAACUGCAGCGAAUUGCAUAGCUUUUAAAAGUUCUUUAUUAAUAGAGGAUUUACGUACUUUAUAUGAUCUUACAAAAUUUGAUGACAAAUUAAGUGCUUAUACAGCUGAAGUGCCAAGCUGUUGGAAUGAUAUGGUACAGGCACAAAAACAAAGAAAACAACCGCAGUAUUUACGCAAUGGAGAUGAUACCCAACAUGUUAAAACAUGGCGUCUACAUAAUGAUGCUACUACUUGGGACGAACAUACGAUUGAGUUGAAUCUAAAUCAGCCGGUUCAACUAGGCCACAUUGACUUGAAAUUCACAUUAUUCCAGCAAUGUCAUAAUCCUGCAGCUAUACAAGUGACUUUGCUCAAGCAGAAUACAAGUGGAUUUGGUUAUCGUAUGAAAGGACCGAAUGCUUGUUAUCAGGAAUGUAACACGAAAAAUUAUGAUGAUUUUAUACCAAGUACUGCUGAUGUUAAUGAAAAUCCAGUAUUAACUGAUGAAUACUUGCAAACCUACAAUGCCGAAAUAUUGGUCGGUCCCAUUGAACUUUCCUCAUGUAUUGACCUGUGCGAUCAGGGUGGUGUAAUGACAUUAACCUCACCGAAACUAUUUAAAACUCGUACACGAAACUUUUUAUUGCAUUUACGAACUAUGUCAGAUCAAAGUAAGGAUGGUCAAGCUAAAACACGUGGAUGCGAUUGGUUACACGAAAUAUCUAUAUCUGUACGUGGUGUAAAGACAAUAAAUAUACCUAAUGAACGUACACAACGAAUUGCAAUGCUUGAAAGUAAACUGCUAUUAGAGAAUUUAUUUUUGAUUAUAAGUUCUACUGAAACUUCGAGGCUAGAAAAAAAUCUUGCUUUAGAUAUAUUGAUAUGGAUUUGUUUUAUACGCUUGAAUCGUUAUCGUUCCUCGAAGUCUGAAAGUAUGAAAGCACAGUUGAAUAAAAAUGUGCAACAUUAUAAUGUGGAUCUUGUAGCACAACAAAUUGAAUGUAUUUCUAUAGCUGAAAAGUACAUACACAGUAUCAUUCGUAACUGUAUCAUUCAUAGCGAUCGUUCGAUCGCUCACAAAUGUGUGAAAGUAAUAAUUAUAUUAACAGAUGGGAUAGGUAACAUGCCUAGUGAACUUCAGAAUGAACUUAAUUUGAGCGUUGCUGUUAAAACGGCUAUAUCAUCCACAUUCAAGGAGUUGCCACUUUCAAAACAUGCGAGUGUUGUACAUUGGUUUACAACAUUGGUUUGUGCCACAUCUACUGCUGAUUCGCAUAACGAAAUUUCUGAAUUAUGCAUAAAGUUGUUAACCAAGAUAUCUGCAGAAAUUUCGCAGCGUUGGGAUCCGUAUGGUGCAUUACUAGGAACCAGAUUUGGCAUGUAUGGUUUUCCAUUUGAGCCCGAAAUUUUCGAUUAUGAGUUACCAAGCAUGAACAAGAAUACCGCACCAAUUCCUUCAACCUUUUUAAGCAUCAUGCGACAAAAUGCAGGUGCAAUGCAAACAGCUGGUAUGGAUAUUAAAAAGCUCUGUUCAAUUGAUAGCGUAGAUUUUCGAACAUUCCCACAUUUGAUAAAAUGUAAAAGUGUGAGCAACCAAUUGCGAGGCUUAUUAGAGGUAGAACAGUUGCAUUUUUCUUGUGCUGCAACAUCUGAAGCUACUCGCAUAGAUAAUUUGGAUUCAAUUUCAACUGGCAAUGGGUCGAGUAUAAAUGUGGAAGAUAUUAUUAUGGGACCAAUGCAAUCUGUUUCCGUAGAUGUUUUAAAGGAUCCCGAUAUUGAUAAGAUACACGACAUUGUUAAUAAUGUCCAAAAUAUUAUUGUUGAUAAACAUCUUAAAUUAAAGAAACCCAAAGAAGUUGAACAAAAAGCCAAUGGCGUUUCUCACUUUGAGCAUUUGCCGCAUUUAUCAUCGAAAUACAAUUCUAUGUUGCCAAAAUUCAAAGCAAUUUGCAAAUACAUUGAGCUAUGUGAUGACACAACUAAAAAUUCCGCUAGCAAUAAAGCGGAACUUUUUAAAGAAAAAGCAAUAUCAGCCCAAGCAAAAUUAUCAGCUUUGGAGGAUGCCCUCACAAAGUUAGAUGAAACUCAAACAACAGUUAAAGAUGUGCUUAAAAUGCAUAAUAAUAAUGGAGAACAACGCAUAACGCAAAAACAAAGUGCACAACUACCUCAUGUGAACAAGGAAAAUAUUACAACUAAUGUCUUCUCUUGGCAUAAAUUGCUUUUGCCUCCGCCGAAACAAAUGAUUGUUAUCGAUCGUAUGCACUCUGGCGCUCGCCGUUUUGUUGUGCUAGACUUCGGCGCGCAUAUCCUAUUAACCGACUUAGUAAUACCAGCUUGUGAUGAGCUCGCAUCGCUACACAUAGAUAUUUGGUGUUUUGAUGAAGAAACUGACAGUGUGCGUUUGACAGUAACACAUGAUAUCGGCACUAAGACAUUAGUUUUGACUGAUUUACAACCACCGCCAAUAUGUCGUUUCAUGAAAAUCACCAUUAUUGGUCGCAUUGGCAUGUCAUCCACAAAAUGUAAGAUACCGAUAGGUUCAUUUUAUGGUCAUACUGUUGUGUUAGAUAGUGAUUGCUAUGGUGAUACAGUAUUGAAGAAAGUUACGCGCCAACCACAAAAUUUACAAGCUCAAAUAAAGGCAUUGACUUCUUUGUAUGAAGAUGUACACUGUCGUUAUAGCUUAGCGAGUUGUAAAUUAUUGGAACUGUUAUCACCUGUGCUAAAUUGCGAAAUAUCAAAUGUUGCUCACAUGCAGGCUUUUAUUAAUAAGCAGCAUGAGACAGAGGCAAAUGUGGUGGAUAAUUUAAAAAUCAUUAAUUUGUACGAAGAAUGUAUUAUGUUACAACAUCAAAUUAAUGUUAUACGUAAUGUUAUCAAUCGUUUCGACACUUCCUUGUCAAAAGUCAAUCCAAUAAUGACUGCACGUGACGAUAUAUUACAAUUAACAUCACGAGAUAAAUUGCGUGUUCUGAGCCAAAGCCUAGUAGAAAUAUUAUUGCAUUUUUCUAUUGAAUUUGGAUUUAAGAGCAACUCAUAUUCAAAUACAACAUCACUAUAUACACACACACAUACAAUACGUAAAGUUCCAACAUCAACACAAAUACGUGAACCAUCAAAAGCACAAACACAUUCAACAAAUACUACGAAUUUCACAUACACGAAAUACGAACAAAAAAGGAGCUUUCGCUCCCGUAACAAUUUAUCGAAUUUUGUUGGGAAAACUUGCUCCAUUUUACUCGUUAAGAAUUUGACACGCUGA